AUGUGUGAAGGUCUACUUUUUAGUAAAAAUAAGUUCGAUGUGUUGGAUCAAUGCUUCUCAAAAAGAACCAUAGUGAAUAAGUUAGAUUGGUGGAAAAACCCAACCGAGUGUGCUUCAUCAUCUCCCGACAGAAAAGAUCCGAGAGAAACGAUUGAUUGGGAACCUCCCACGGCUAGUGUUUUAAAUUUCAAUGUGGAUGGGGCUGCCAAAGGUAAUCCAGGACCAGCAGGAUGUGGGGGAGUUUUAAGCGAUUCACCAGGUGCUAUUCUAACCACACAGGAAAGUAAUGUUACUGAGCCAUUGAGUAUCAAAGUGGCAUUGAAGGUAUUCAUGAAAACCAUGUGGGUAAGUAAAGCUCGGCUUGUUGUGGAAUCAGACUCGACUAUAGCAGUAAAAUGGAUCAAGAAAGAGUUGGAGAGACCUUGGUGCUUUUGGAAGAUUUUUAGUGAAAUCGAAGGUAUGCUACAGGAAAUAGGAGAGGUCUCAUUUGAAAAUUUCUUGGGAGAAAAGAAUGGUCUGGCAUGUCACUUUGCCAAGUCAGGAGUGAAUAGAACGAAUCAAUUUGAAGCGUGGUGGUGA
This is a messenger RNA of Durio zibethinus, 579 nucleotides long. NCBI's taxonomy places the organism in Eukaryota, Viridiplantae, Streptophyta, Magnoliopsida, Malvales, Malvaceae. The record is from RefSeq and is a predicted model, not a curated record.